AUGGAGCCAGACGAGCGCCAACCUCUCUUCGCCAGACCUCCCGAAGACCUCGAUGACGACGACACCCAGCAUGAGCUACCCCAGGAUAACUUCGCAACCGCCGACCGGGUGACUGUCGUCGUCCUCCUCUCCCUCAUCCUCUUCACUAUCGACAUUGGCAACAUAUCCUCCGUCAAUGCCAUGUCCAGUGUCCAACUUAAGAUUCUCUGCCGCCAGCAUGGAGGAAACGAGACAUGCGGCCUGAUUCCCGGCAUACCUGUUGAAUAUAUUGCAGAACUCGACAACAUCCAACGAGUCCGAGGCAUCUUGGCCGUGAUAUCGGGCAUUUUAACGGCAAUGCCAUAUGGUUUGGCUGCCGACAAAUAUAGUCGGAGAAACCUAUUGGCACUCUGCGUUGGCGGAGUGUUGAUUUCAACGGCUGCGGAGAGUAUUGUCUGCAUGUUUCCAAAAGUCUUUCCCCUGCGGUUGAUAUGGCUCACCGCGGUGCUCAAACUCAUAGGCGGUGGCCCUCAAGUCUUUUAUGCGUUGGUAUUCGCCAUUGCGACUGAUGUGUCGACCCAAGCACAAAGGUCCAUAUUAUUCCUGCUCCUGGGCUCCGUCACAACUUUAACCAGCCUCUUGGGCUUUCGCCUCUCCCGAUUCUUUGCGAACAAGGAUCCCUGGGUAGCAAUCUAUCUCGGACUGGCGACGGUGUGCAUCUCGACAGUGCUGGUACUUUUUAUUCCUGCUACUCGUGAUGCUUCUUCCCUGCGUCGGUAUGAAAUUACACUCGAAGCCGACGAUUCAGAGAGCAGAAGGUCCAAGCUAGGCAAUCGCGUGAAGAAAGCAUCCAAAGAGAUUCACUCCACUGUCCGUGCUGCCUUGUGGGGAGAUAGACGACUGAGUGCCAUUUUCUUGGGCAUCUUUCUACUCGGCAUGUCGCCGUAUGCACUCGGCAUUACCUUCCUGGUGUUUAGCCUUGACGAUUGGUUCGAGAUGGAAAAAAUGGGCAAUCUGAUUUACAUCUCGAUGGGAUCCAGCCUUGUGCUAACGGCAGUCAUUCUACCGCCUAUCGCUUACGGGCUCCAUAAGCAGUACCACCUCACACCGUUUAAAAGGGAUCUAUGGCUCAUGAGAGUACUCCCCGUUUUACUGGUAGUCGGCGCCCUUCUUACAUGCUUUGCAAAAUCAGCAGGCGUCGUCAUCGCCGGAACAGUGUUAAUGGCUCCAGUAUGGGGCUUUCUUCUCCUCAGCAGGAGCCUGAUAUCACUCGUCAGUGGGGAGCAGCACCUGGCUAUAUUGUUUUGCUUGGUGGGUGGUGUGUGGGCGGUUGCUUUGUUGAUCGGACGGCCGGUCCUGGACUUGCUGUGGUCGCUGGGCAUGAACUCGGACGCCAUUCUUCGUGGGUUUCCGUUCCUUGUGCUGGCUAUUCUAUAUGCGGUUACGACUGUGUUGACGCUGAGCAUUCGCGAUGGCGACGAGGCUGAUGAAUCAGAUGAGACUGUGUGA
Pochonia chlamydosporia 170 is the source of this 1488-nucleotide messenger RNA. RefSeq names its product major facilitator superfamily domain-containing protein. The coding region runs from base 1 to 1488 and encodes 495 amino acids. NCBI's taxonomy places the organism in Eukaryota, Fungi, Ascomycota, Sordariomycetes, Hypocreales, Clavicipitaceae. The record is from RefSeq and is a predicted model, not a curated record. The transcript has 4 exons. Gene Ontology annotation, cellular component: membrane. Gene Ontology annotation, molecular function: transmembrane transporter activity. Gene Ontology annotation, biological process: transmembrane transport.